CUUCGGUCUUUAUGCAGUGGCGCAACGUCCACGAUUUCCUUCUCUUUCCGCGACGCUACUUUUCAGUAAUCCGUCAAUUAAGUAGCCCCAGCCGGAGUUCCGUUGCUUCAGCUGAUACCCUCGUUAGUCAAGGCAAGAUGACACUGCGCAGUCGGGCCGUAGAUUCUUCUUCUCGACUGUAUAUAAAGUUGCACUCUCAUCUGUGUCGUUAUCGGUGGAGUCCUCGAAUAGACCCCCUUACACGACAGGACGCCGACCACUCGAACUACACGGCCUCAAAAGGAUGUCCCUGAAAAAGCGACCUAUGCAAUAUGUCCGCCUGGGAAAGUCUGGUCUGAAGGUGUCCAAGAUCAUCCUGGGCUGCAUGUCCUACGGUAGUCACGGUUGGAACGAAUGGGUCAUCGACGACCAGGAAGAGGUCACUGAACACAUCAAAGUCGCGUAUGAGCUUGGUAUACAGACGUUCGACACCGCCAACGUCUACUCCAACGGACUGUCAGAAGUGAUGCUUGGCAAGGCCAUAAAGGAUCUCAAGCUCCCGCGCGAGGAGCUCGUCAUCAUGACCAAGCUCUGCGGCUCAGUUGCUCCCAAGUAUGACAUGAGCCUGAUGCGCAUGGGCGUAAAGCCCGAUGAAGUCGGGUUGGUCAACCAGCACGGCUUAAAUCGCAAGCACAUAUUCGACUCCGUAAAGAAGAGCUUGGAGCGUCUCGGGGUUGAUUACAUCGAUCUUUUGCAGUGUCAUCGGUUCGACUACGAGACGCCGAUCGAGGAGACGAUUUCAGCACUUCACGACGUCGUCAAAGCUGGGUAUGUUCGCUACAUUGGAAUGAGCUCGUGCUGGGCGUACCAAUUCCACGCCAUGCAGAACUAUGCUAUCCAGAACAAUCUCACACCCUUUGUCUCAAUGCAGAACCACCACAGCCUCGUCUACCGCGAGGAGGAGCGUGAGAUGUUCCCAACGCUCAAGAUGUUCGGUGUUGGAUCUAUCCCAUGGUCGCCCGUGGCGCGUGGUGUCCUCACUCGACCGCUCGCUGACCAGACAAAGAGAAGUCAGACAGAUCAGUUCGUGAAAACGUACGUGGACUACCCGGGUACACCAGAGAUCGUCAAACGUGUCGAAGACCUCGCGAAGAAGAAAGGCGUCAGCAUGGCCCAGAUCUCCAUCGCAUGGAGUCUCUCCAAAGAGGUUGUCAGUGCACCCAUCGUCGGUACGACCAGCCUCCAGCACCUUGGAGACAUGGUCGGUGCAGUCAACGUCGAGCUCACUGCGGAGGAGGUCAAGUACCUCGAGGACCCAUAUGUGCCUGUCCCGAUCAGCGGACAUCAGUGAAUGCGUCCGCGAGACCGAUUAACGCCCACGCGCGAUCCUGCUACUCAUCUUCGCGGGAUCGGCGUUAUGGGUGUCCGAUGUACCAUGUUUUCUAAGUCAGUCGGAUGGCAGUGUGCUUGGGUCAAUGUUGAGGCACCUCCUGGACACCAUAGAGGCCCACAGAGCUGGCGCCAAGGGGGAUCGGUGCUUGCAGUGGACCGACUAGUAUGCCUUACCCGAGUUGUCCGUCACG
Molecule: messenger RNA, 1562 nt
Organism: Rhodofomes roseus
Lineage: Eukaryota; Fungi; Basidiomycota; Agaricomycetes; Polyporales; Fomitopsidaceae
Product: aryl-alcohol dehydrogenase
Exons: 15
Coding region: 284-1330 (348 amino acids)
Source: RefSeq, a predicted model, not a curated record